AAAACUCAUCGAAAAAAAUGGCAAUCCUGUCGCAUUAAUAUUUUGUAGCUGUUCGACUUUGUGUUGCUUCUCGCCGGUGAAAUUUAUUUGGUCUUCAUAAACUGGAAAAGCGUGAACUCAUGGCCAGCAACGAGCCCGGUGGCGGAAACCUUAUGGAUGAGUUCGAGGAGGCCUUCCAGUCCUGCCUUCUCUCGCUGACCAAACAGGAACCCAACUCAGGGACCAACAAGGAGGAGAUCGAACUAGAUGUCCAGAAAACAACAAACCGAUUUAUCGACGUGGCGCGUCAAAUGGAGGCAUUCUUCCUUCAGAAGCGUUUCCUUGUGUCUACGUUGAAGCCCUAUAUGCUGAUUAAGGACGAGAACCAGGACCUGAGCAUCGAGAUUCAACGAAAAGAGGCGCUUCUCCAGAAACAUUACAAUCGGUUGGAAGAGUGGAAAGCAUGUCUCUCUGACAUCCAGCAAGGUGUUCAUAGCCGUCCCACCCCGCCCAUUGGAUCUGGAAUGCUGCAGGGAGCUGGCGGCAUGCCACCUAUGGGUGGAGUACCCCCUCGACCAGGAAUGAUGCCGGGAAUGGGUCCCGGAGCCGGCGGUAUGCCUCCUAUAGGAGCCAUGCAACCAAGUCCCCAACACAUGCUCCAGGCCCAGCAGAUGCAACAGCUCCGAAUGAUGGGAAAACUGCCACCAAAAUAAAGGAGGGGAUGGAGAAAACUUUCACGGGGUUUCCUUUAGAAUGUAACUUUGUACAGAACCUGUAUCUCAUGUAGUUCAAUAAAAUAAUUUUAUAUAUUCAAAAGAGAAAAAAAAUAACAAGAAAAUGAGAGGACAGCGGCAAUCGCAGAGAUGCUCCUUAAGCUUGAUCGUUUAGAUCCCAAAGAAAAAAUAAUCAUACAAAUUUAAAAGGAGUUGAGCAUACAGUAGCUCUGCGAGGAUCAGCUCUACCAAACCAAAUAACCCCAUCAUAAAAAAGAUAUCAACCACCAUAAA
Molecule: messenger RNA, 986 nt
Organism: Drosophila ananassae
Lineage: Eukaryota; Metazoa; Arthropoda; Insecta; Diptera; Drosophilidae
Gene: MED28
Product: mediator of RNA polymerase II transcription subunit 28
Exons: 1
Coding region: 120-692 (190 amino acids)
Cellular component (GO): mediator complex
Source: RefSeq, a predicted model, not a curated record